UCCAGAGUCUCCGCCAGGUGUCUACCUCUACCUUGGAUACAGUAGGAUAGAUGCUGAAAUACUUAAACAAGGGAGGAUGAAGUUAAAUGAUGAGGUCCCUUUAACGGAUGAUGAGGAAGAGAAUGAAGUUAAGAAUACAAUCCAACAAACAGUUUCACACUUUACCUCAAACACAAACAAGAGUGACUGUAGGAUUCGUUUAGAAGGAAGGAUUGGAGAGAACUACAUUCUUAAGGCAACCCUGGAUGAGUUUGAUGAGUUUAGAAUGAAAAAGAAUAUGUCCGACUACAUGAAGUACAAGGAAAAGGAUGAAUGUUAUGAGGCCCUGGAAAGUAUAGCUAGCAAAGUUAAUGCUAGAGACGCAGAUAUGCGAUCACACAUUAUUCUCUCAAUGUUUAAGGUUGCCGAAGGAGAAGCAAAUACACCUGAUCCUCCUCCGAGCUCUAGUUCUUCUAUUCAUUCUUCUAUUCAACCAUUCAUUUCAUCCCUUAUAGCUCUAUUCAUCCUUCAUAGGAUUACUGAAUUGUGAUAUUGAAGAC
This is a messenger RNA of Eurytemora carolleeae, 539 nucleotides long. RefSeq lists its product as uncharacterized. NCBI's taxonomy places the organism in Eukaryota, Metazoa, Arthropoda, Copepoda, Calanoida, Temoridae. The record is from RefSeq and is a predicted model, not a curated record. Bases 77 to 529 code for a protein of 150 amino acids. The transcript is spliced from 7 exons.